CUCUUCUUUCCAUAACUCCACCUCACCCCACGUAACGACCCGUAACGCCCCGAUCACCAUCAUCACCGUCAUCGUCAUUAUUCUUCAUUCCCUGUGUUUCCAUUCGCUCAUUCAUUCAACCCUUUCCACCAAAAACUGCCAGUCUCGUUCCACCACGGCGCGGAGUUUCAGGCCAGCCGUUUCGGUUCAACAGUUCCGCGAUGAACUCGUCCCAAAGUGCACAUGGCCUGCUGAGUUUGGCCGUUUUCCUCCGUCGAUGACAACAACCUAGCACAACAACUUUUGCGCCUACUGCGCUCCCCAGUGGUGUGAGUGAGUGCAACUCCCCGCCAUCACCACAGCCUACUCGCUUGCCGGGAAUGACUUUUUGCACCGUUCCGUUUCGUUGAACAGCCGGCCUGCAAGGUUUGGGCCGUUUAGGUUCCCCACUCUGCUCGACGACCACGGCGGAUCAGUUGGACGCGCGUAGCGGUACCUGUGGGAAGUGCUCCAACGUCGUGGAGGAAUUUCGAAGUUCGGUUGUUGUUGUUGCUGCUGCUGCUGAAAGAGUUGUUGUUGCGGAGUUUUUCGCAACGACCUCGCUCGAACGUGCGUGGUUGGAGGUCCGGAAUUCCCCGGGCGGGUCGCAUUCCCCGGCCAGGGAGGUCAUCCCGCAGAAUCCUGUGGGAAUGUGCCAGCGAAACGAAAGUUGAACCGAGGGAAGUUGUGCAAUUCUGGUGGCUUAGUAGGUGACGACGGGCUUGCCGUGGCAGGGGUCGGUCAACGGAAGUCAAAGUGUGCUAGGUGCAGAGUGUACGAGGGUGCCAAUUGCAGUGCGCGUGCAAAAGAAGAAGAGAGGGGCGGGCGGAGUUCGUCGCGCAAAUAGAGUCGUGCGAGAGAACGCAGCAAGCGCUGGGAUUGGUGGUGAGAAGAAGAGUUGCGUGGAGAGGAGGAAUGUGAGCUUCCUGUGUGUGUGCGCGAGCUGUUUCUGAGGGCGCGCGUGAGAGCAAGCAAAAAGUUUCGUGCGGGUAAUUUUACUCUAGAAGUUGCUGUUGCGCCUGCAUGCGAUUUGAUGUAAAAUUGCUGUUUGCGAAGGAAGGAAAGUGAGAAGUGUUGCGGAGCGGUUUGGUCUCAAAUAAUUAAGUUUGUCGAAAGGGGGAAGGGUUGUGUAUGGUCAGGCAAACAACCGGCGGCGAAGCGUGUGUGUGCCUGUGAGCUGAGUUUAAACAAAGUUUGGCGGGCUUGAAGAAGAGCAAUAGUUUCGGUAGUCAACACUGGAAGUGUUUCGGAAGAACUGUGAGUUUAGUCUGUGUGGGAGCGUUUAUGUUGUGUUGCGGAUUUUGCAGAGUUUGGAAAGCAGUUAAUUGAGUGGUUGUAAGCGGAAGGAUUUGAUUUGAGUGAGCGGACAAGCGGAAAAAAGACAAUACCACAUCGUUAGCCGAUCCUGAUGGCAGCCCCCGUUUAACGGCACUCAACUUUUAUUGAAAAUUUUAAACUCUUCCAAACGUUAAAAGCCAGUUACCAGUACGUGCAAUGUCCCGCGAAUCCACCCGAAGAUGAACUGCACCGCGUUGAACAGUAACCAGAUUGAAACGACGCCCAACAACCAUCCGCGGUUGGCCUCACCGACGGCCGCCGUCCGGACCCCCCUUGGCAGUGCCGGCAUCAUCGCCGUCCCGGGGUCCAACUCUAGACCGGGCGCGUCCUCGACCUCGUCUUCGGGGAUCUUCUUUCACCACACCAACAACCUGCUCGAUGUGCCCCGGCCAAACAACUCCGAGGAGGAAAACUCCCCGACCGAGCUGAACAACUGCCGGAGACUCGCGGAAAAGCCACCACUGGUCAAACGUCUCACGAUGGGCAUCCUCCGCACGGCG
Molecule: messenger RNA, 1856 nt
Organism: Culex quinquefasciatus (southern house mosquito)
Lineage: Eukaryota; Metazoa; Arthropoda; Insecta; Diptera; Culicidae
Exons: 4
Source: RefSeq, a predicted model, not a curated record